This is a messenger RNA of Brachypodium distachyon (stiff brome), 2970 nucleotides long. Its product is annotated as alpha carbonic anhydrase 1, chloroplastic. Lineage: Eukaryota; Viridiplantae; Streptophyta; Magnoliopsida; Poales; Poaceae. Gene Ontology annotation, molecular function: carbonate dehydratase activity; zinc ion binding. The record is from RefSeq and is a predicted model, not a curated record. The coding region runs from base 1681 to 2511 and encodes 276 amino acids. The transcript has 6 exons.
AUUUCAUAUCACCUUGCUAUUUGUGCUUAAUCAAAUUAUCUUUCUAUAUCUACUGUUUGUAUUCAUAGUUGUGACGUCACAUGCUAGCCUUUAGUGAGAAAACGGAAUGGGAAGUUGGCUCAUUUUGGGGGCUAAUAUUGCCUACACAACCCCUCUAUGACCGACGGGAUGAAUGUAUCCUAGUAAGUUAAACCUUGUAAUUUUGUCCCUUGGGUUUAACCUUUUGAUGCCCGGACAGUAUAUACUUAAACACACUGACUGAUUGAACUUCUAUAGAAGUUUGGAUUUAUGCAUGUGAAGGUCGGCACCUCCCUCGUAAUAAAUUACGGAUCUUCAAGCAAAAGUGGUUAUUAAUGUUUUUUAGAAGGAGGAUAAUCCUCGGCCUCCAUGUAUUAUUAAAUCCGGGCAGCAAAGUCGACCAAAAGAAGAAGAACAACUCCACCGACCUAUCACUAACCCUAUGGUACAUGUUGAAAAUGAAAAGACACCUAGGCAAAGUCUUCAGGAAGGAACGUCGCACGUGCGCUGAUGAUGACUAGUCCAGCCUAAGAACCGGUAGUGUGUAGGGGCAAUUCUGAAUUUUUUCACUUGAUCAAAUUCUUUAAUUUACUCUCCCCUCGAAUUGGAUUAACACCACACUUUUAUCCUCUAGUGAAACUGAUGGAUGUUACGUGUAUCCAUUAUAAAGGAAAUCAAUGUCUGUAAGGAUUAAGAAUCUGGAUGCAUGUUUACAUUGUGGGUCCACCUAGUCAUACUACUCCCUCUGACCCAUAUUACUUGUCACUGAUUCUGUACAAAGUUUUACUGAAUCAGUGACAAGUAAUUCCGACCGCAGGAAGUACUAGAGUUUCCAUCUACAUGCCAAAACAAGCUGAUCUUUGAAUUAGGGUUUCAAACAAGCGCGCAAAGUCAGUAAUUUUUAGAUCUGACCGAGAAAGAAAAUAAUAAUUACAGUAAGUACAUGUUUGCCCUCCUUAAUGUAAACCGUUUUUGCUUUAAGAUUCUGCACCGAAGCAAACUUCGUGUGUCCUUUUCUUAUUUCUUAUUGUUCAGAACUGCAUGUUGGGCAAGAUGUGCUAAGACUUGUGUGUCCUUCUUUUUUGUUCCUUAUUAUUUUGUGUCGAGCAAGAUGUGCCAAGAACUGGUUCUGAAGCACGGUGGCAAAAGGUCAUGCAACUUACCAUCACCCGUCAUGUGCUCAUGUGCAUGACUGUGCAUAAGAUGUUUUUCCUGGCGUGAUUUCCUAUUGUUCUCUUAUGGAUGUGAGGCCAAUUUUAUUGUAUGGAAGCAUAAUAUUCUUUUGCAGAUGCUGUUAUCAUCAUUCUAUGAGAUCAAUUUCUUCUUAAGAGGCAAAUUGUAACCGCACCGUUCUGACAAUUUAUGACUCAUUUAUAGCCCUAAGAGAUGUUUGUGUUAUUUAACAUCUUGUGCAGAUGCCAUCUAUUUGAUCAAGCUGGCACUGUACUAGUCUGAGAAAUCAAUGUAACCAUCCAGUGAUGCUACAGAGAUGACCUUUUAAUUUUUAGCUACGUCAAGAACAAGGACACCAUGUUGGGGCCAAAACAUCAAUAUUAACGAAUUGGCCUAUAUGUACAUCUGCCUUCUGCAAUUCUGCUUAUAGUUUGAAUCCAAUUCCUUUUAUAUUUCCCUUCUUCUAUAGGUUGGAGGACGAACCGAUAGAUGGCAACUUCGGAGGAAAGUUCAAUCUUUGUUGCACUUCUGUAUAUGUGCUUGCUUGUGACCCAUGCAUGUGAUUCUGACACUGGCGUGAGAUUUGGCUACAGUGGGAGGACUGGCCCGAAGCAUUGGGGGAGCUUAAGUCCUAAUUUCACACUUUGCUCAAAAGGAUUCUACCAGUCUCCAAUUAACAUUGUGAGAGAUGAUGCGGUCUACAACCCAAAAUUGGAGCCCCUAAAAGGGGAUUAUACUGCUACAAAGGCUACAAUCGUUGACAACGUCUUCAACAUUGCGCUGCGAUACAAUAACACUGCUGGGACUGUCAACGUGGACGGCAAGAAGUAUAAACUGAAGCAAUUGCAUUGGCACUCUCCUUCAGAGCACACCAUCAAUGGCCAAAGAUUUCCAGUGGAGCUCCAUAUGGUUCACAACACUGAUGAUGGCAACAUUACUGUUGUGUCAAUCCUUUAUCGGUACGGGAAACCAGAUCAUUUCCUUUUCCAGAUAAAGGAUGAGUUGGCCGAAUUAUACGCGGAGGGCUGCAAAGCUGAGAAAGGUGACCCUUUCCCUGCCGGGGUGGUGAAUAUGAGGGAACUAAGGCAGGGUGCACAAGGGUAUUUCAGAUAUAUCGGAUCUCUCACCGCACCUCCAUGCACGGAGAAUGUGAUCUGGAACAUUCUUGGAGAGAUAAGAGAAAUGAGCAAGGAGCAGGCUGCUGCUUUGAUGGCUCCUUUGCAGGGAAGUUACAAGCACAACUGCAGGCCAACGCAACGACUGAAUGGCCGCACCGUGCAGCUCUACGACAGAACACGGAAAAGCCACAAGGUGCUGUAGCCUAUUGAAGUUUCAUCUCUGCAGAGCACUGCAAUUUGGUGCCGUUCCUGAACGUCCAAGAAAGUGUUGACACAAUCAACUGCAAUAAAAUCUAGUUCAUGGGUUAAUCUUUAUUUGACAUUAGAAAUUGCAGUCACUAUCCUUAUAGAUUCUUCUUUGUGUUGCUGCUUCAUUGGAUACCACAGAUCACCGAAAAUGACUUGAGCAACAGAAUUACAUUGGAAUAAUCGCAUCCUUGUUGAAAACUGCUAAUUUUAUCGUCUCUUUAUUCCUUGGUUAGUCUGGAAGAGGCAGACUAAUGGAUACAGAGAACAUUGGUAUGCAAAAUUUGAAUGGCGCAAAAAAAAAACUUGUCUCCUUUCCGUAAAAAGUGGAGUAGAAAUUAUCAAUCUGUUAUUAGAAGAAAUAUUGACCCUUUCUGUAAAUAAACCUCUUAAAAUAUGAAACCAUAUAAAUAUA